This is a messenger RNA of Zophobas morio, 1718 nucleotides long. Its product is annotated as serine protease inhibitor 3/4-like. Lineage: Eukaryota; Metazoa; Arthropoda; Insecta; Coleoptera; Tenebrionidae. The coding region runs from base 115 to 1368 and encodes 417 amino acids. The record is from RefSeq and is a predicted model, not a curated record. The transcript has 5 exons. Gene Ontology annotation, molecular function: serine-type endopeptidase inhibitor activity.
UUCCGACUCGAAUCGUUGACGGUGUUAUUCGUUUAAAGCAAAUAAGUCGAGGAGUAAAGAUUUUUUUUAACCUCUUUCCAUUGCUACACAUUUUAUCGGUUUGUCGGAAAUUUUAUGUCUUGCUUCUUAAGUGUACAGUUCAACAUCAAAAAUUUGUUAGUUUUUUUUAUUUGCGAUAGAAAAAUGAAGUACUUAAUUAUACUGACGUUCACUCUAAGUCUGGCCAUGGCCAACGAAGUAGCACUGCAAGAAUUUACCACUGGCAACAACUUGUUUACCGCAGCAGUCUACAAAGAAGUGCUCAAGGAAAAUGAAGGCAACUUUCUGAUUAGUCCCUUCUCAAUCCAAACUGUCUUGGCCUUAACACAGUCCGGAGCCAAGGAUGAAACUGCCUUAGAAAUCCGCAACAGUUUACAUUUGCCAAACACCACUAAAAGUACUGAAGCUAUAUACUCCAUAAUACUACCAAAGUUUAAGGGGAAUGAACAAUAUGCUCUUCAUACUGCUAAUAAAAUAUACGUCAAGAAUAGUUAUCCCUUGAAAGAAGAAUUCAAAACUAUAGCAGCCAACGUUUAUCAAGCGGCAAUCGAAAGUAUAGAUUUUGCUCAAAAAGAUGAAUCCGCAAACACCAUUAACAGUUGGGUAGAGAAACAAACAGAGAAUAAAAUCCAUGGACUUAUCGACCCGAAAAAUCUAGACGAAGAGACAAGAGUUAUUUUAAUAAACGCCUUAUACUUUAAAGGAAAAUGGACAACACCUUUCGAGACUUUCGCCACAAGCAAAAAAGAUUUUUACAAAACUGCCAAAGAAGUUGUUCAGGUAGACACUAUGCACAAUACUGAUUUGUACAACUAUUACGAAAGUGCCGAAUUGAAUGCUAAAUUUUUGGAAUUGCCGUACCAAGGGAAUGACGUUUCGAUGGUGAUCGUUCUUCCGAAUGAAAAAGAAGGUCUUUCCUCUCUGGAAAAUGAAAUUGAAAAAGUAUUUACAGCGCCUAGAUUUACGCAUGAACGUGUCAGUGUGUCUCUGCCGAAAUUUGCCGUCGAGAAUAAAGUUCAACUGAAAACACUUCUAGAAAACUUGGGGAUAAAAACUGCUUUUUCCGAGAAUGCAGAUUUGAGUGGACUUGCAGGUAAAAAAGGCGAACUCGUCAUUAGUGAUGUUAUCCAAAAGGCCUUUAUUAAUGUGACUGAAACUGGUACUGAAGCAGCUGCAGCAACUGCAGUUCAAGCUGUUCGACUUUCGAUCGCACAUCCCAUUAACGCUGACUACAAAAUCUUCGUAGCUGAUCACCCUUUCAUUUAUUACAUCGCCUUUAAAAAUGUUGUUUUGUUUGAAGGAAGAUUCUCAGAUCCAAAUUUAAAAUAAAUUAAGUACCUAUGUACGCAGUUGCAAGACUAUUUUGACUAGUUGUAAGUUUUUUAAUGUGUUCAUGGGAUUAAUAUGUAUUCAGUGAAACAUGUAUGUUAUCAGGUGUUUGUAUGUUUAAUAAGUUAGUUUAUGUCCAAAUUUAAAUUCCUGUGAUUGUGUUGCCAGCUUGCCUGAUUAAUCACACGUUUCUUUAGAUAAAAUUAUUAUUUUUUAUUUCAAGAACAAAUUUGUAACUUGCUGAAAAAUAUAACGUAAAUCGUGGUGCACGCAAGAAUUUGGUGUUUUUUUACGUUCGACAUUGUUUUCCGUUUAAAAGUUUUGUGUGGAUUUCAAAUGUCUAAUUUAAG